Balaenoptera acutorostrata (minke whale) is the source of this 3778-nucleotide messenger RNA. It is a transcript of the gene AKT3, whose product is annotated as AKT serine/threonine kinase 3. The record is from RefSeq and is a predicted model, not a curated record. The transcript has 14 exons. Bases 798 to 2237 code for a protein of 479 amino acids. Gene Ontology annotation, biological process: protein phosphorylation. Lineage: Eukaryota; Metazoa; Chordata; Mammalia; Artiodactyla; Balaenopteridae. Gene Ontology annotation, molecular function: ATP binding; protein serine/threonine kinase activity.
CAGAGGCGGCGGGCCGGCUGGGGACGCGGGGAAGCAGCUCCCGCCAGUCGCCGUGCGCCAGCCCCUGACGUCAGGAGUUUUCCUCAAAGUCAACAACAAGCCUGCGGCGGCGGCGGUGGCGAGAGCUGAUCAGCGGCGGCCCCAUAGGGAGGAGGGGGCGGGGAGGCGGCGGCGGGCCCCCCAGCGGGGCGCGGCCCGAGAGGAGGCCGCAGACCCCCGACCCGCGCCAGGCCGCCAGGGCCCAGAGCCUCCACCCGCCGCCGCCUCGCCUCGCCGGCGCGACCCGGCCCCCGCCCGAGCGGAGUUUUCUGGUGAUGAAUUGAAUUUGUAGCCGAGAUCCGAUUCCCACGUAGAGUCUCCGCCCCCUCCCCCCGCCGCCUCCCUCCUCCCGCCGCCGCCGCCGCCGCCGCUGCCGCCGCCGCCGCCGCCGCCGCCGCCGCCUCCUCCCGCUCCAGCUCCGCGGCCCGGCCGGCUCCCUCCCUCCCUCCCCUGCAGCCCGCCGCCUGCCCUCCCGCCGGCCACACCGGCUCCAGGGGGGCCAGAGGCUCUGCGGGGUGGGGGGAGGACAGGAGGGGAGGAGGAGGGAGGGGGACCCCCGAGUCGCCCCCUCUCCUCCCCCCGCCCCCCGGCUCCAUCCUCCGCCGCCGCCCGAGCAGCUGCGGGGCCGCCGCCGCCGCCUUUGCAGGCUGAGUCAUCACUAGAGAGUGGGAAGGGCAGCAGCAGCAGAGAAUCCAAACCCCAAAGCUGGUAUCACAAAGUACCUUUUCUCCAAGUUGGGGGCUCAGAGGGGCGCCAUCAUGAGCGAUGUUACCAUUGUGAAAGAAGGUUGGGUUCAGAAGAGGGGAGAAUAUAUAAAAAACUGGAGGCCAAGAUAUUUCCUUUUGAAGACAGAUGGCUCAUUCAUAGGAUAUAAAGAGAAACCCCAAGAUGUGGAUUUACCUUAUCCCCUCAACAACUUUUCAGUAGCAAAAUGCCAGUUAAUGAAAACAGAACGACCAAAGCCAAACACAUUUAUUAUCAGAUGUCUCCAGUGGACCACUGUUAUAGAGAGAACAUUUCAUGUAGACACUCCAGAGGAAAGGGAAGAAUGGACAGAAGCUAUCCAGGCUGUAGCAGACAGACUCCAGAGGCAAGAAGAGGAGAGAAUGAAUUGUAGUCCAACUUCACAAAUUGAUAAUAUAGGAGAGGAAGAGAUGGAUGCUUCUACAACCCAUCAUAAAAGAAAGACAAUGAAUGAUUUUGACUAUUUGAAACUACUAGGUAAAGGCACUUUUGGGAAAGUUAUUUUGGUUCGAGAGAAAGCAAGUGGAAAAUACUAUGCUAUGAAGAUUCUGAAGAAAGAAGUUAUUAUUGCCAAGGAUGAAGUGGCACACACUUUAACUGAAAGCAGAGUAUUAAAGAACACUAGACAUCCCUUUUUAACAUCCUUGAAAUAUUCCUUCCAGACAAAAGACCGUUUGUGUUUUGUGAUGGAAUAUGUUAAUGGGGGAGAGCUGUUUUUCCAUUUGUCGAGAGAGCGGGUGUUCUCUGAGGACCGCACACGUUUCUAUGGUGCAGAAAUUGUCUCUGCCUUGGACUAUCUACAUUCCGGAAAGAUUGUGUACCGUGAUCUCAAGUUGGAGAAUUUGAUGCUGGAUAAAGAUGGCCACAUAAAAAUUACAGAUUUUGGACUUUGCAAAGAAGGGAUCACAGAUGCAGCCACCAUGAAGACGUUCUGUGGUACACCAGAGUAUCUGGCCCCAGAGGUGUUAGAAGAUAAUGACUAUGGCCGAGCCGUGGAUUGGUGGGGCCUUGGGGUUGUCAUGUAUGAAAUGAUGUGCGGGAGAUUACCUUUCUAUAACCAGGAUCAUGAGAAACUUUUUGAACUAAUUCUAAUGGAAGACAUUAAAUUUCCUCGAACACUCUCUUCAGAUGCAAAAUCAUUGCUUUCAGGGCUCUUGAUAAAGGAUCCAAAUAAACGCCUUGGUGGAGGACCAGAUGAUGCAAAAGAAAUUAUGAGACACAGUUUCUUUUCUGGAGUAAACUGGCAAGAUGUGUAUGAUAAAAAGCUUGUACCUCCUUUUAAGCCUCAAGUAACAUCUGAGACAGACACCAGAUACUUUGAUGAAGAAUUUACAGCUCAGACUAUUACAAUAACACCACCUGAAAAGUAUGAUGAGGACGGUAUGGAUUGCAUGGACAAUGAGAGGCGGCCGCACUUCCCUCAGUUCUCCUACUCCGCGAGCGGGCGAGAAUGAGUCUCUUCUGCUACUUCACUGUCAUCUUAGAUUUGUGACUGAAAAUGAUUCCUGGACAUCACAGCAGUCCUAGCUCUUACAAAUGCAGGAGCACCUUCAGACAUCCCAGACCAGUCCAAGGUCUUCGCCCCUCGCCGCCUUUCACCCACAUGAGAACACACAUAUAUGCAGACAUACUCGACUUUUGUUUUUGCAUGAAAUUGUAUCUCAGUCUAAGGUCUCAUGCUGUUGCUGCUACUGUCUUACUAUUAUAGCAACUUUAAGAGGUAAUUUUACAAUCUUUGGAAGUCAUGAGCCCACCAUUGUUCUUUUGUGCACCAACUGUCAUCUUUUGGUCUUUUAAUUUUUGUUUUUCCCUAACAGUGAAGGCUAAACGAUUCUAGGUACAUUUUUUAACUUUCUAGACGAUAAAUCAAAAACUAAUUAGACUAAGAAGAUUUAGUUUAUAAUUCAGAACAAGCAAUUGUGGAAGCGUGGUGAUGUGCAUAUGCAAAAUUUUAGUAAAGCAUAUCAGAUCAGUGCGUAAAAUAGGUUAUGUAUCAGUAAGAUCCUACUGGAAUUCAUUAGGAAGCAUUUGAGAGAAGGAAUGAACAACUAUUAAGAUAGAUAUAUACAUUUAUAAAUUUAAAUUCUUAUUCGAUACUGCAGAGGAAGCCUGGUAUUACAUGUGGAUGUCCAGAUUUCACAGGCAGUUGUUGGCAAAGGAACAUUGUUCGACCAAGGAAGGAAGCAUAUGCACAGCAGAGUAGGUCACGUAAAGGGUCUAUGAUAUGAUUUGCACCAGAGAGCGUUUUAUUUCCCCUGUGCUUGGAAACCUUUUUCCCUUCUUGAUAUUAUCACCUCUGAUGGCUGAAGAAUGUAGACAGGUGUAAUGAUCCUGCUUUUCACCAAAAUUUGUACACCAAGGUAAACAGGUGUUUGCCUUAUUUGUUUUAAUUUUUUACUUUCAGUUCUACGUGAAUUAGCUUUUUCUCAGAUGUUAAAACUUUGAAUGUCCUUUUAUGAUUUUGUUUAUGUUGCAGUAGUAUUUAUUUUUUAGUGAUGAGAAUUGUAUGUCAUGUUAGCAAAUGCAGCUCCAACUUAACAUAAAACAGACUUACUGCAGUUUCUUUUGACCUAUGUGCAAGGAAUGUACACGCCGAUGAGAAUCAUGCACUUUUUCUCCUAUGUAAAAAAAAAUUUGAUGAGGCUCUGAAAUUGUACAUAUAAAUUAGAAUUUGGCUUUAGGAGAAGAGAUGCUGUCAUUUAACCCCUUGGUGCUAAAAAUGAGAAAUCCCCAACUAUCCAUGCCAAGGGGUUGAAGCAAAUGGAUGUUAUAUUUGCUCUUUUGAGAAUUGAAAUAUUAUGAUGGCCUGGCAACAUAAUGUAAUGAAGAAAAUUGAGACCUGGAUGAUAAGAAAUGAACUUUACUUGGCAAAACGAACACAUCUCAAGUAUUUACGAAGUGGGCAGUAAAGGAUAAGGACCUGGUGUGUUUAUUCUGAUCAUGGUACAUUUAUCACUGAAUUAAGCCAUCAGGGAAAAAACAAAACAAAAAAGAA